CCCACCCCUUUUGAUCCUCUAACGUCAGUACGUAAGUUAAAUAAGUACUAUAUUUAUUUACUAGUAUUGUAGUAUGAUAUUGUAUUUGAGAUAGCAACUAAAUCAUAUACCUGAAAAGAGAUAUAUCUAGCAAAUCAAAUAAUAAUUUAAUAACUAUAAUAUAUUAUGUGAUUCUAAACGUAGAACCAGAGUAGAACUUUUUUAGUUUUUUUUUUUGAGGGGUAGAACUUUUUUAGUUUAUGCUUAGUAUUGGUCUCAAUUUACAAAUGACUUUUUUGGGUGAAUAGUUGAGUACUUAUUUCAAGUUCCAAAACAAAGUUUGUAAUGAGAGGAGUAAUUCAUAAGCAAGCUAAACACUACCUAAUUGUCAAACUAAUAAUCUUUCCAUCACUAUAUAUAAAAGCACAAACACCAUUGUCCAUCACAAGAAAGCACUUUGCACCAAAAAAAAAAAAAAAAAAAGAAACCAUACACUGGCUUGCCUAUCACAAAUUUCUUUCAUCUUUCACUCUCUAAUUGAGCAGCUUAAUUAAUAAAAUUGAGCAUAAUAAUGAUGGCCAUAAAAUUUGCAUGGAUUGGGUUAGUGGUGAUUUGCUUGGCAGUGCGAAGCUUAGCCACUGUGUACACUGUGGGUGACACAAGUGGUUGGGCGAUUGGGGUUGAUUAUGGCACUUGGACUGCCUCUAAAAAAUUUGUUGUUGGUGACAGCCUAGUGUUCAAUUACGGGAGUGGGCACACAGUGGACGAAGUAAAGCAAAGUGACUACACAACAUGCACAAUUGGUAAUUCAAUAACAACAGACAACAAAGGCACCACAUCAAUACUCCUCCAAACUCCUGGGACACAUUAUUUUAUAUGUGGAGUAAUUGGUCAUUGUGGAAGUGGCAUGAAAGUCUCUGUUGAUGUUUCAGCUUCUGGAGGUUCUACUACUUCCUCUAAUUCCACAUCUACUAAGUCUUCCCCUCCUUCCACUGGUGCCUAUCCCACCACCACCACUGGCACUAACCCGUACACGAUCCCGGACUCGGCCUCGUCUACAAGUACCUUAUCUUCUCUUCAAGGUGGACGCUGCAUCAUCUUUGUGAUUGCCAUAGUAAAUUUAGCUCUUCUUUUGUGACUUCGAGUGUAAAGUAACAUGUUUAUUGAGGUUGGGAUUGUUGGUUCCCAUAGGGCCAGGUUAGAGGCAGUGCUUUUGUCUAAUUUUGGUUGUUGAACCUACUUUGUGUGAGAUAUUCCCAUCGUCCCCACACGAAUAAAUGUUUACUAUGUUCGGUGUAAUAUUUAAAUUUGUAAUGAUUUAUGAUCUAGUUUCUACAUUAGAUUGCUGAUA
Molecule: messenger RNA, 1330 nt
Organism: Beta vulgaris subsp. vulgaris (sugar beet)
Lineage: Eukaryota; Viridiplantae; Streptophyta; Magnoliopsida; Caryophyllales; Amaranthaceae
Product: blue copper protein
Exons: 2
Coding region: 551-1117 (188 amino acids)
Cellular component (GO): plasma membrane
Molecular function (GO): electron transfer activity
Source: RefSeq, a predicted model, not a curated record